ACAAUUUUUCUAGUGGUUCUUGUUUAUGUUCAUUACGUUUGUACAUAUGCGACGUACGACAUUGCACGGCGCCUGCUAGAGAGACUAACAUGGGGGUGACAUGUGUAACUCAAGUUCCUUUAGCAGAAGGGAAGAGUGUGCAGCAGACUGUGGAACUUCUUACUCGCAGGCUGGAGCAGAUGGGAGCAGAGAAGCAAGGAACAUUCUAUGUGGACUGUGAGACAUAUCACACUGCAGGGGCCAAUGUUGGAACGACAGGUCAACCUGGGAAGCUCCUCUACAUUAUGCACGGUUCAGAACACCCUCUCAGUACAUUUGCUUUGUUUGAGAAUGGACCCUGCUUGGUUGCGGACCAAAACUUUGACGUACUUAUGAUUAAAUUAAAAGGAUUCUUUCAAAACGCAAAGGCUAAUAAGAUGGAGACAAGGGGGACACGCUACCAGUAUUGCGAUUUCCUUAUUAAAAUUGGUACAGUCACUAUGGGACAGAGUGGCCGAGGAAUAUCUGUUGAGGUGGAUUACUGUCCCUGUGCUGUGCCAGGUGACUGCUGGAACCUCGUGAUGGAAUUUAUGCAGAUGUUUAUGGGCAGUCAUGCUCCAUCUGGUCCCCCGGUUUUUAGUGUCAAACAUGAUGCACUUUACACACCUGGAGACACUAUGAUGCAGUACAUGGAGCUUCUAAAUAAGAUCCGCAAGCAACAGCAGGGUUCAGUGGCUGGCAUGAGACUAUGACACGGUCUCAGCCAUCUAUCUUUUAUGCUGGAAUGCGGGCAAAUCCAUGCUCUUCUAUAUCCUUGGAUGUGUGCUAAAUGGCAAAUGAUGUUUUUCUUAAGACUGAUGACCUAAUGCAUGGGACCUAGGAAGACAAACUAGGACACCUGGCUGAGUCAGCUGAAAUAAAGUAUUUUAACAGAU
Rana temporaria (common frog) is the source of this 914-nucleotide messenger RNA. It is a transcript of the gene MED20, whose product is annotated as mediator complex subunit 20. The transcript has 5 exons. Bases 90 to 731 code for a protein of 213 amino acids. Gene Ontology annotation, molecular function: transcription coactivator activity. Gene Ontology annotation, biological process: regulation of transcription by RNA polymerase II. The record is from RefSeq and is a predicted model, not a curated record. Lineage: Eukaryota; Metazoa; Chordata; Amphibia; Anura; Ranidae. Gene Ontology annotation, cellular component: mediator complex.